Notothenia coriiceps (black rockcod) is the source of this 1438-nucleotide messenger RNA. RefSeq lists its product as uncharacterized. The record is from RefSeq and is a predicted model, not a curated record. Bases 188 to 979 code for a protein of 263 amino acids. The transcript is spliced from 4 exons. Lineage: Eukaryota; Metazoa; Chordata; Actinopteri; Perciformes; Nototheniidae.
CUCCAGCACACUCCCUCCGAAGAGAUAACCCUUCCUGGUCGUUUCUCUUUAUAAUACUGUAAUCAUUAACAUUCUGCACUUAGGAACAAGUCUCAAGGACGAUACUCAUGCUACUAAGGAAUCACAGACUAGUUGGGAAAAGCUGAGGAGAAGCACAAAUCAUCCUGAGUAGAAUGCAAAGGAGACAAUGGAGUACACCGCAUUGCUUAAACUUCUCUGGCUUUUAAAUGCAUUUACUCUUACAACACAAGAGUUGGUGAAACUUAAUGUGAGUCCAAAGAUUACUGCGAAGUGCGGCAAACAGGUUACUCUAAACUGCGACGUGUCCUCAUCUCUAAAUGGACUAUCAAUCAAACACAUGGCGUGGAUCCAAAACCAAACUUCUCUCUGUUCAGUGGACGAGGAAGGAAAAAUCAAACCCCACAGCCGAAGUGACUUCCGUUGUGACUACAAACAUGGACAACUGUCCCUCAUCUUUAAAAGAGUGCUGCCACUGGAGAGCGGAAACUCAAAGCCUUACAUCUGCAAACUACAAUCCAACCGUGGAGCUUCCAAUGCAAAAUUAAUCGUGGAGGUACAAGAGUGUUGUUGGUCCGUUGAGGGUGUUUGGAAUGAGGGCCAUCCCACCUGCACCUUCAGACAUGUCUACCCGGACGGAGAUGUGCACUGGUUUCACGGCUCCCACAAUCUCUCAGAUGGCUCUGUGAAGCAACACACUACGAAACAGGUGGACAACGGUUGGCUGACUAUCCAUAGUUACCUGGAGCACAGUCUUUCAGGUGUUCCCUACAACUGUUCCUUGAAGAGCACAGCAUCUGGUAGAUACAUUGCUAGUUCUUUGGUUGAGAAUCCUGACCUGCAUGCGAAGAGAGUCAGAGCACAGGUUCAUACAACUCGAGCCAGGAAUGGAGUUGGAUCACAGCGACCUAUGUGGACAUUUUUCUUUGUUUCAAUUGCACUUGCUCUCACACUGAAUUAAUGGAUUUGCCAAAGUAAAUCCACAUAAUGGAGUUGGGUAAGAUAUCAGGGGUAAAGUGAUUAACAUUGAUUAGUAACAAAGAGGUACUAAAAUGUGUGCAUUUCUAAAAAUCCAGGAUAUAAGCGUUCUAAGAUGGUCCAAAGAUAUAUGGUUCUACUUUUCAGCUCUUCAAAAAAUACCUUUGUUGUUUUGUUUUGAGUCACGCAUGAGUGAGCAGCAGAUACUGGUUUCAUCACACACACUCACACAUAACUUCAGAUGUUUAAAAAGUCCUUCUGGCAACUACUUAAAUUCAGCCAGAAGAUAUACACCCUAUGGCCACGGAUUAGAAUGUAUUUAUUUCUGAGAGAGUGAGAUGAAAAUGUCAGUUGAAAUCUCGGCUGCCCACCAUGUCUCAACGGGAUGAUUGUCCAUCUACGGCUGCUGUGGGAAUGCAAACUUUCUGCAAGAGAAAAAAAA